AUGGAUGAAUAUUUAGAAAAUACAAAUCUUGAAGAGUUGGAAUAAGAAUGUUUCAUGGAAGACUACUAACAUGAAGAUGUAGUUGAGCAGGAAAAUCAUUAAGUUGAUGCAAAUGAUAUAUAUGAAAAUUAGCAAAUGAAUGAUGAAAGUUAACUAAAUUAAGAUGUAAAAAUAAGUUAGCAAAAAGAACAGGCUGUUGAAAUGAUUGAAGAGUAAUAAUAAAAUAAUCAAGAUAAAUUUAAACAAUUUUAAGACUGUAUGGCACAUAUAACAGAGUUAAAUUUUAAAAGAAACUACUAAAAUUUAACUGAAUAAAGCUCAUCUAAUAAUGUAGUAGCAGAAGAAUUGGACAUUAAAGAGUCUUUGAAAUUGUAAAUGGAGUAUUAUUUUUGCGAUACAAAUUUGACACAUGAUUCGUAUUUAAGAGGAAUAAUUUCCAAAAGCCCAAAAAAUUGUGUUGAUAUUAAGGUAUUUCUAAAAUUCAAUAAAAUAUAAUAGAUUUUAAAGCAGAUUCAAGAUAAACAAAUAGUCUCUACUUAUGGCAUCGAAAAUCAAUCAUAAAAGAAAAAUCAUAAAAACUAUAAAAAUUAGAAUGCUACCUUUUCAAAGAAAGAUCUUAUUCAUUUAAUAAGAGACUCCUUAAAGGAGAGUAAAAUUUUAAAGGUAAAAAUGGACAGUUUGAAGGUUAAAAGAAGGUUUCCUUUUAACUUAGAGCAAGCUCUAAAAAAUUCUAAAUAGCGUACACUAUAUAUAGACUUUUUACCUCCUAAAUGUUCUAAAUAGACAUUAGUUUCUAUUUUUGGAAAUUUUAGAAUAAUUAAUAUUAAUUUGCCACUCUAAAAGAAUUCUUAGUUAUGUUAGGGAUUUGCUUUUAUUGAGUUUUUUUCGGAAGAAGAAGCUAAUUAAGCUCUUAUUACAAAGAAUAGUUCUAUUCCAAAAGAGCUCAUUCUACUUACAGAGAAAAAAAUAGGACAAGGUUCAAUAAGAAUCAUCACAUAUAAGAAAUGGUAAGAAGAAAAGUAAUCAUUUAAGGAGCUAAGCAAAAACCAGAAUGAAUAAAAAAAUAAAAAUAUGAACUAAAGCAGAAAAGCAAGUGAUGAAUUUGUAUCUAUUGAUGUUGAAAUUAAACAAAACUGCUUAAUUAAAAUUAUAAAUAUACCUUAGGGUACAUUAAAAGCAGAAGUCGUUUUAGCAGUUAGACAUCUUGGAUAUGAAUUUUACUGUGACUAUAUAGACGAAAAUAGUAAUUAAAUAAAUAGCAAUAAAAUUAGUUUAAGCACUUAGCAGCAAAACACAGCAUAGUGCAGUAAUAUCCAGAUAGAAAAUAAUUUAAUUUAAUAAGAUUAACAUCCAUAAUUAAAUGAUUUAUUAAAAGAAGGCCAAGCUAUGAUUAGAUUCUAAAAUAGUGAUGAAUAAAGAUUAGCAAUAUAAAAGUUACUAAACCAUAAUAAUAAUAAAUUAUAGAUAGAGAUAAGAGGAUAAAUUUGUGAUGUUAUUAGUACAAUACCUGAAGAUGAAGAGAAAAAUUAUUGGAAUUACAUAAAAUUUAAAAAAAAUGAAUUUAGAAAAUUCUUCUUCAUGAAAAAAUAGUAAAAGAAAUAAAAUAUUACUCAAAAUUAUAACAAAUGA
Messenger RNA from Tetrahymena thermophila SB210, 1629 nucleotides. Its product is annotated as telomerase associated protein p65. NCBI's taxonomy places the organism in Eukaryota, Ciliophora, Oligohymenophorea, Hymenostomatida, Tetrahymenidae. The record is from RefSeq and is a predicted model, not a curated record. Gene Ontology annotation, cellular component: nucleus. The transcript has a single exon. Gene Ontology annotation, molecular function: mRNA binding.